UCUGUUAAGCUUUCUUAUCACUGCAAGCAUAUCUCAAUACCACCUUCCUUCCCUCUAAAUAAUGUAACUCUGUGCAAAAACAUUUUUAUUCCCACAACCUUGAUCCCCUUACUCUAAAAUCCUUAUUCCCUUUAACCCUAACAACUCUAACCACAACCCUAACCCUUCAUAUCAACCCCCCAACGCUAAUGACACUGACUAACGAUCCAAACCCCAAACUGCCCCUAACCCCAGACAACCAACAAAGAAACAGACACAAAGCUGAAAACUACAAAAAAGGCAAAACCCUGGAUACAGACCCCAAAUCAAAAACAUGCGACCAAAAUGCUACAGAAAAGCCCCAGACGCAGGCCCCAAGCACAUCCCAAAGCCAAAAUGCAGGCCCCAAACGCUACAGAAAAGACCCCAAACACCAGAUGCAGGCUGCAGAAGUCUACAAGCAGGCCCCAAACUGCCCCCAGACGCAGGCCCCAACCACACCUGGAUGCAGACCCCCAACUGUCCACAAGCAGCUCCCAACCCCGCCCCAAACUCAAGCCCUGAAACGCCCCCCUCCCCAGAUGCAGACACCAAGCCCCCCCAGAGGCAGGCCCCAAGGGUGUGCAAGCAGCUCCCAACCCCCCCCCCCCCCAGAGGCAGGCCCCAAAGCCCCACAGAGGGAAGCCCCUAGCAUCUACAAGCAACUCACAACCCCCCCCCAGACGCAGGCCCCAAAAGUGUACAAGCAGCUCCCAACUCCCCCAACGUGGGCACCUACAGUAGACAAGCACCUCUCACCUCCCCCCAGCUGCAGACCCCAAAGGUGUACAAGCAGCUACAAACCUUGCCCAAGGCAGAACCCUACAGUGUACAAGCAGCCCCCAACCCCCUCCAGAUGGAGAUCCCUACAUUGUACAAGCAGCUCCGAACCACCCCCCCAGAUGCAAGCCCCAAAAGGUGUACAAGCAGCUCCCAACCCCCCCAGAUGCAAGCCCCAAAGGUGUACAAGCAGCUCCACACCCCCCCCAGACACUGGCCCCAACCCUCCCCCCAAGACACAGGCCCCAGAAGCCUGCACGUAUGCCAAGAAAGUAUUAAUGCAGGUGCCAAAUGCUACAGACAGGCCCAAAAACACAGGCACAGUCCCCAGAUGCUCGAGGCUGAGACGUAACUUGGCUGUCUGAAUUACUGGAAAGCAGCUUUCAUUCUUAGUGAGGUGUGCGCAGGCUAGACAGGAUGGGGCUUCAGGCACCUCUUCACCGCUUGGAAGCCAUCACUGCACGUGCCGCUCCUUGAUGCUCUGUAACCUCUUCUCAAAUCCUCAGCCACUUCUGUGGAAAGCCUGCCAUUGCACCUGCAAAGCAAGAUGGAUACCCUUCGCAAUCACCUUGCGCUACUUGGCCAUCCUGCUCCAACCCCACUCACGACCAGCCUGCCCUUCUCGUGCUGCUCUUCAGGAGUGCAGCUUGGCCCCUCUGAGUCUGUGCAAGGCACCUGCGAAA
Molecule: messenger RNA, 1481 nt
Organism: Cygnus olor (mute swan)
Lineage: Eukaryota; Metazoa; Chordata; Aves; Anseriformes; Anatidae
Product: extensin-like
Exons: 3
Coding region: 189-1163 (324 amino acids)
Source: RefSeq, a predicted model, not a curated record